This is a messenger RNA of Neolamprologus brichardi, 1092 nucleotides long. RefSeq names its product chemerin-like receptor 1. The record is from RefSeq and is a predicted model, not a curated record. Gene Ontology annotation, molecular function: G protein-coupled receptor activity; complement receptor activity. Gene Ontology annotation, biological process: positive regulation of cytosolic calcium ion concentration; phospholipase C-activating G protein-coupled receptor signaling pathway; inflammatory response. Lineage: Eukaryota; Metazoa; Chordata; Actinopteri; Cichliformes; Cichlidae. Gene Ontology annotation, cellular component: plasma membrane.
AUGACCAACAACUCUUUCGAUCAAAUUAAUACAACUGCUGCACCUGAUAAAAAUGACUCUGUGUAUGUUGACAAGUAUGAUGGGCUGAAACAGUCUCUCAACACAAUGUCUCUAAUCCUUUAUUCGGUGGCCUUUGUCCUCGGUGUGCUUGGGAAUGGAGUGGUUAUCUGGGUGACUGGGUUCAAGAUGAAGAAAACUGUUAACACAGUUUGGUACCUCAACCUUGCUGUGGCUGACUUCCUCUUCACUGCAUUUCUUCCCCUCAGUGUGACUUACGUAGCUUUGGAUUUCCACUGGCCUUUUGGCAAGUUCAUGUGCAAGCUGAACACCACCAUAAGCUCUCUGAACAUGUUUGCCAGUGUCUACAUUCUGGUGGUGAUCAGUGUGGACAGAUGUGUGUCUGUGGUGUGGCCCAUCUGGGCACAGAACCACCGAAAUGUACGCAAAGCAUCCUAUGUGAGUCUGUGUGUUUGGGUGGUGGCUUUGAUUCUCAGUGCUCCAUAUUUCAUCUUCAGGGACACUGAGAAAAUGUCUGAAAACCAAAUCCUCUGUUUCAGCAACUAUGCUCUUUCUGAUAACUAUACAGCACUAUCUGUGAUUCAGUUUCGUCAUCUAGCCAUGACUAUCACUCGUCUCUGCCUGGGAUUUGCAGUUCCCUUCACUGUCAUUGUCUCCUGUUAUGCUGUCCUAAUCCAUCAUCUGAGGAGAAACCGCACCAUGGCCAGCCAAUCAACACGCACGUUUAAAAUUGUCACUGCUGUUAUUGUCACUUUUUUCCUGUGUUGGGCUCCCUUUUACAUAAUUGGUGUAAUUGAACUAGUGAAAUUCACGUCUGCUACUCAGAGCAACACAUUAGACCUUGUCAUAGGUGUCGGGAUGCCUCUGGCCACCAGUCUGGCCUUUCUCAACAGCUGCUUUAAUCCACUGCUGUAUGUGUUCAUGGGCCAUGAUUUUAAGGACAAAGUCCGCAAAUCCAUCCGAAAUGUUUUGGAGACUGUCUUCCAGGAAGAGGAGACACGCACUCGCACUUACACAGGGUCAGUGGUCACCAGUCAAAGCAAAAAUAGCUCAGAUUUGAAUACUGAGGUAUAA